ACACCAUCCUUAAACAAAACUCUCUAGGGUUUUUGCAUUGUUUCAAGAAACUCCACAAAAAAUGAAGACAAUUCUGUCAUCAGAAACAAUGGAUAUUCCAGAUGGGAUAAACAUCAAAGUAAAAGCAAAACAAAUAGAAGUUGAAGGUCCACGUGGCAAACUAGCAAGAAACUUCAAACAUUUGAAUCUUGAUUUUCAGUUAAUUAAGGAUGAAGAAACAGGACAAAAAAAGCUUAAGGUUGAUGCUUGGUUUGGUUCAAGAAAGACAACUGCUGCAAUUAGGACAGCACUUAGUCAUGUUAAUAAUUUGAUAACUGGUGUUACUAAAGGGUAUAGAUAUAAGAUGCGUUUUGUUUAUGCUCAUUUUCCUAUUAAUGCUUCUAUUACUGGUGGAAAUAAGUCUAUUGAGAUAAGGAACUUUCUUGGUGAGAAAAGGGUGAGGAAAGUCGAUAUGCUUGAUGGUGUUACUGUUCUCCGUUCAGAAAAAGUUAAGGAUGAGUUGGUAUUGGAUGGGAAUGACAUUGAACUUGUCUCACGAUCAGCUGCCCUGAUAAACCAAAAAUGCCAUGUGAAGAACAAAGAUAUCCGUAAGUUCCUUGAUGGUAUCUAUGUCAGUGAGAAGGGAAGAAUUGUUGAGGAAGAGUAGGUAGUUAGCAAUAGAUUUCUCUUGGGUCUAUCUGUUCUCCAUAAUUUUUGGUUUUACUGUUGAGAUUAUAUUGAGAUUCCUUGCAAAUUUUUUCGGAGUCAGAUUAAACAAUUUUGGAUUUAAGGUUUUCUUGCUGAAGUUUCUUUCGAGAGCAAGCAGAGUUAUCUUUUCUUGGAGUAGGGGAGAUGAAUGUUUUUCUUGAAACUAGUUUGAUUAUAGUAUUUCUUAAUGCUGUGAUAGUCUUUCUUGUUUCUC
Messenger RNA from Lycium barbarum (goji berry), 901 nucleotides. RefSeq names its product large ribosomal subunit protein uL6z/uL6y-like. Bases 62 to 646 code for a protein of 194 amino acids. The record is from RefSeq and is a predicted model, not a curated record. NCBI's taxonomy places the organism in Eukaryota, Viridiplantae, Streptophyta, Magnoliopsida, Solanales, Solanaceae. Gene Ontology annotation, molecular function: rRNA binding; structural constituent of ribosome. Gene Ontology annotation, cellular component: ribosome; cytosolic large ribosomal subunit. Gene Ontology annotation, biological process: cytoplasmic translation. The transcript is spliced from 3 exons.